Molecule: messenger RNA, 4841 nt
Organism: Eriocheir sinensis (Chinese mitten crab)
Lineage: Eukaryota; Metazoa; Arthropoda; Malacostraca; Decapoda; Varunidae
Product: popeye domain-containing protein 3-like
Exons: 10
Coding region: 381-1736 (451 amino acids)
Cellular component (GO): sarcolemma
Molecular function (GO): cAMP binding
Source: RefSeq, a predicted model, not a curated record
UGGCAGCAGGAGGGUGUGUGUGCCUCCUCUCCGCUCAAUAGCAGUGCCACAAACCCAAAACAAACCUCCAUAACACCCUCCACAGUGCCACAGGACGCUGAGGAUGGUGAAAACUGGCACUAUAGGAGGUGAAUAAGGAGCCUAGGUGGGUGGAGUGUCCGUAGAGGUGACAGAAGGGCCAGUUUUAAGGUAGUGGAAGUAGGAUUUUUGCCCAUACUGCGCCUGGCACAACCACCACCACCACCACCGCCACCGCCACUCAGCUGACGGCCGCAAGAUUGGCAGCUCUGCACCGGACGGAAGGGAGGGCGAAGAGGAGGAGAGGCGGAGAGCGGAGAGGCCGAAGCGAGGGAGGACGAGCGACGCAAUAGCCAGGCAGCAUGGCGGAGGAGGGCGACUUUAAUUUCACCCUGAUGGAGGCGCUGGGGGGGCAGGAGGCGGCGCAGGAAGUAAACGUUACCCUGGACAAUUUGCUGGACCCCGCGAACUCCACAUUCUUGGGCAAGUCAUCAAUUCGGUCACCCGGAGUCGUGCUGGGGUCCAUCUUCUCGUGUGAGGUGUGGACAUCCCCCCAACACCUACUCUUUCAACUCGCCAACGGGUGCUUCUUCGUGAGCUACUUGGCGCCCUCACAAAGCAAAGGCCUUCUCUUCAUGCACUGCGUCCUCAUCAUAGGAUUUCUUCUUUACUCCACCUGGGCCUGGAACGUCAUCUGUGCCCCUGACGUGUUUUCCUGGAAUUUCACGUUCAUGCUGCUCAACAUGGGUCAGACGCUCUACAUCAUAUACCAGAUGCGGCCAGUCAAGCUGAACAAGGAGCUGGAGGCGAUGUACGAGGCCCUCUUCCAACCCCUGAAUGUGCCCCGUCUACUCUUCAAGCGCCUGGUGUCGGUGGAAUACGCCCAGGUGAUGUCCCUACACGCUGGUGAGGCUUACGCGAUGCAGAACCUCACCAGAACAGACAGACUGGGACUUCUGCUCUCUGGGAAGGUCAACGUGAUGGCGGACAACCAGUUCCUGCACUCCAUCACCAGCAUGCAGUUCAUCGACUCCCCCGAAUUCGAGUCUUCAAGAGCAUCGCUGGAGGACAAAUUCAAGGUGUCGAUUAUCGCUGCCACCUCCUGCCGGUACGUUUUCUGGCACCGCACGAGUCUGGAGUACCUGUUCGUUAAGGAGUCAUACCUGGCGGCCGUCCUCUCCACCCUGAUCGCCCGGGACAUCACCACCAAGCUGUACCACAUGAACCAGAAGAUUGUGACGGAGAAAGGCUCGCACCUCGAUAUCCGGCUCCCGUCCCUCACGUCCUCCCUCUCCUCCUCGUGUGGUGGGGAAGGCUCUCUGCGUUCACCUGCCAGAUUCUCCAUAAGGUCUGGGGUCGGCGGGGGGCUUGGAGGCGGCCACGGGGGGAGCGGGAGUAGCGCGGGGGGCGUGGGGUGCGGUGGGGGGCUAGCUUCCUCGCUUGCUGGGGUGGCCGGAAUGGGAACUUCUACCAAGCACUCUCGUCUCGGCUACACCAUCCUGCCCACCUCGGCCCCGCGGUACGAGGGUCGGGAUAGGCUGGACCUGGCGUACCGGGAAGGGGGGCGUGGUACGUACAGGGAGAACGGCUACGUACCCAACGGACGGCCGGAGAUGACGCCCCUUACCGAGCUGCCCUCCACGGACUCCCUCACGGACGCCGCCCAUGAUAUCCACACCUGGUUGGAAGACUCCUCGCGCUACACACAGAGAGAGUAACACACCUGACCCACACCUGAUACACACCUGAAAACACACACACACACACACACACACACACACACACACACACACACACAUACACACACUGACCUAAAUACUAAUCAGGUAAAUUACAUUAUCAUUUUUUUAUCUGUGAUUUGCAUCUUUUUGUACGUUUGUCUGUCUGUGUCUGUGAUUUAUCCUUUUUUUUCUUUCUUUUUGAUAUAUAUUUUUUUCUGUCUUUAUUUGUUUCAGUAUCUAAGUUUAUUUUUUUACCUGCAUUUUUCAUUUUCGUGUACGUCUGUUCGUGUGUUUUUAUCUUUUUUUUUUCUUUGGUAAUCUCUUUCUAUCUCCAUCUUUCUAUUUUUUUUAUAUAUAUUUUUUUCUCUGUCUUUGUUUGUUUCAGUCUUUAAGUUUAUAUUUUUACCUGCCUUUUUCAUUUUUGUGUGCGUCUGUUCGUGUGUUUUCAUAUAUUUUUUUAGUAAUCUCUUUCUAUCUCCAUCUUUCUAUCUAUUUUUUCUCAUUAUUUUUUACCCUGGCACAUUCUGAACACAACACAAACUCCAUAUAAACCACAACAAUUAUCCACAAACGUUUGAUAAUCUCCAUCCAGAUAUAUAUUCCUAUUUACAUAUACAAUCUAACGUUAACUCAUUUAUAUCAUGACCUAUAAUGACCCAAAGGCAUAUAACCGUGACCUUGUAUAUACCACUGUGAUAUUAUAAUGAGAUGUGAUAAGAGGCGUGACCAGCAUCCUGACCCCAUUCUUAGCCUUCUGCGGUACUACAACAAGCUUCCUGCGUAUCCCUCAGUGCAGUUGUCGGAAAUGGAAGUGGCUUGGUCAGUUUCCUCAGUUAAUAGCCUUUCUAAUCUGACUUGUCUCCUAACCUUAUUCUUACCUUUCUUCUGCGGUACUACAAUAACUUCCUCAGUGCAGUUGUAGUAAGAGGAAGCCGUUUGGUCAGUUUCCUCAGUUAAUAAGCUUUUCCAGUGUGACUAGUCCCCUAAUUGACCUCUCUUUUGGCUACUCUUUACUUUUAUCUUUUAUAGGAGCGGCGAGAAGCGGUCUUUUUUUUGUACUCUUUUUGUUGCCCUUGAGCCGUUGUGUCCUGUGAUGUAAAAAAAAAACCUCUAUUCUUAACUUUCUUCUGCGGUGCUACAACAAGCUUCCUGCGUAUCCCUCAGUUCAGUUGUAAGAGGAAAAGGUUUGGUUACUAUCCCAGUUUAUAAGCUUUUCUAAUAUGACCAGUCUCCUAACACUAUCCUCAGUUUUCUUCUGCGGUGCUACAACAAGCUUCCUGCGUAUCCCUCAGUUCAGUUGUAAGAGGAAAAGGUUUGGUUAGAUUCCCCAGUUUAUUAGCUUUUCUAAUGUGACCAGUCUCCUAACACUAUCCCCAGUUUUCUUCUGCGGUACUACAACAAGUUUUCUGCGUAUCCCUCAGUUCAGUUAUAUAAGGAUAAGGUUUGGUUAGUUUCAGUUCAGUUGUAAGAGGAAAAGGUUUGGUCAUUUUCCUCAGUUUAUCAGCUUUUCUAAUAUGACUUGUCUCCUAAUACACAGAGACACGACAGUCCUCGUCGACAGACCGACUUGGUCGGCUAGAUUUCGAUCGCCGAUAGAGUCAGUCUGUCGGCUCCCUGCUACGGGCCGCCUUUGGCAAAGGCCAGUGCUCCCUCGUGCAAGAGGGGGCAAUCUCCCCCCCCCCCCUCCUAAUACUAUCCUCAGUUUUCUUCUGCGGUGCUACAACAAGCUUCCUGCGUAUCCCUCAGUUUAGUUUGUCGGAAGAGGAACAGGAUUGGUCAGCAUUUUCAGCCUCUCAGCCUUUCUAAUCAACAUGAAUCACCCGUAUUAUCAACAGUAUGUCCCUCCUACAGGUAUUAUAAUGUAAACGUAUAUGAUUUGACACUAGGAUUCGUUGGUGAAGAUAAUCCGCCUUUCCUUCGGUGCUUCUAUUUAUAAGUUAUGAAUGACAAUGGUUUAUGACUAUCAAGAAAAGAGUGAUUUAUGUGUUACGAUUAAGUUUAUUACACGAAUUAACAAUGUACGUAUUUGUAACUGACGGUGUCUUUUAUUAAUAAGUUACUAAUUACAGAGGGUUUAAUGGGUUUAUGAGUAUCUCGAAAAAAAGAGGAAUUUAUGAGUUACGAUUAAGUUAAGUACACGAAUUAACAAUGUACGUAUUUGUACUUGCCUUUGCUUCGGUGUCUUUUAUUAAUAAGUUACUAAUGACAAUGGGUUUAAUGGGUAUAUGACUAUCUCAAGAAAAAAAAAGAGUGAUUUAUGAGUUACUAUUAAGUUUAUUACACGAAUUAACAAUGUACGUAUUUGUUUCUGCCUUUCCUUCGGUGUCUUUUAUUAAUAAGUUACUAAUGACAAUGGGUUUAAUGGGUUUAUGACUAUCUCGAAAAAAAGAGGAAUUUAUGUGUUACAAUUAAGUUUAUGUCACAAAUUAACAAUGCACGUAUUUGUAACUGCCUUUCCCGCUGUCUUUUCAUAAUAAGUUACUCUUGACAAUGGCUUAGUUGCUCUAUCUCAAGAAAAAGAGUGAUUUAUGUGUUACGAUUAAGUUUAUGACACGAAUUAACAAUGCACGUAUUUGUAACUGCCUUUCCUUCUGUGUCUUUUCAUGAUUACUUACUCUUGACAAUGGCUUAGUGACUGUCUCGAGAAAAAAGAGAUCUAUGGGUUUUAAUCGGGGGUUGUGUCCCGUCUCCUGGGAUCUGUUCCCUUCUCCAAUAAUUCCUUCCCGUUCUGUCUCUCUGCGGCAUAUGCCCACAGAUGUUGCGCCGACUAAACGAAACUUUCAAACUUUCUAUGGGUUACGAUUAAGUUAAGUGCACGAAUUAAUUACACAACUGUAUAAAAAAUGCAAUCAGACUUACAUUUACUGUUUUAUAUCUUGUUAAUAAUAUUCGUUUCGUCUCUUAGUGGUCAAAAAUAAUUGCUCGGUUGGCUGAAGAUUCUUUUACACAAUUGCACGAGGCUCCCUUUAACUAUGACCCGAAUGAACUGGCGUGACCUCGAUGACCAUGUGUGUGCGACCUGACCUCGACCUUGUGAGUGCGUGCGUGUGUGCGUGACCUGACUCCACUUAUCUGAGGCUGUAAAUAAAGUGUAAUCAUUCU